CCGGCCGCCAUAUUGGGAAAGAACGGAAGUCGGAAGAAAAAAAAAAAAGAGCGAAGGAGCGACGAGGAGGAGCGGUUUCCGAGAAAAGGGCCUCCUCCUCCCCGCGUCUCCUCUCUCCGUCCCCCCAGGAGGAAGGGGCGGUCUCUGCGCCGCGCCGCAGCCGGAAUUAGCCGCUGCUCGCUCGGCUCCGCUCGGUUCGCCCGCUGCCGACUCGGAAACGGGACCAAAGGGGGGGUGGAGGGAGACCGAGAGAGGCUCGGAGCAUUUGGCAGGAAGAGGAGAAGCCGAGAGUUUGGAGAGAGGAGCGGAGAGCAGGAGUAAAAGCGAAGAAGAAGAAGAAGAAGGAGAACCGGAGGAGGAGAAGAUGCCGCUGGCUCAGCUGGCGGAUCCCUGGCAGAAGAUGCCGGUGGGGGGGACGGCUGGAGAGGAUGCUCACCCUGAUGGCGAGGACACGGCGGGCAACGACGACUCGAUGCUGGCCGUCACGGACGACGUUCCCAUCAAAGAGAUCAGCAUCACCCACCACGUGAAGGAGGGGUCGGAAAAGGCCGACCCGCGGCAGUUUGAGCUCCGCAAGGUCCUGGGACAGGGCUCCUUUGGGAAGGUGUUUCUGGUGAGGAAGGUGACCGGACCGGACGCAGGGCAGCUGUACGCCAUGAAGGUGCUGAAGAAAGCCACGCUGAAAGUUCGCGACCGGGUCAGAACGAAGAUGGAGAGGGACAUCCUGGUGGAGGUCAACCACCCCUUCAUCGUCAAGCUGCACUACGCGUUCCAGACGGAGGGGAAGCUCUACCUGAUCCUGGACUUCCUGAGAGGAGGAGACCUCUUCACGCGCCUCUCCAAGGAGGUGAUGUUCACCGAGGACGAUGUGAAGUUCUACCUGGCUGAGCUGGCGCUGGCCCUGGAUCACCUCCACGGCCUCGGCAUCAUCUACAGAGACCUGAAGCCUGAGAAAUCAUCAACAAGGCCAAGAGGGACCCCACAGAGGAGGUGGAGAUCCUGCUGAGAUACGGGCAGCACCCCAACAUCAUCACCCUGAAAGACGUGUACGACGACGGCCGCUCGGUGUUCCUGGUGACGGAGCUGAUGAAGGGAGGCGAGCUGCUGGACAAAAUCCUCCGGCAGAAGUUCUUCUCGGAGCGGGAGGCCAGCGCCGUGCUCUACACCAUCACCAAGACCGUGGAGUAUCUGCAUGUGAACGGGGUGGUGCACAGGGACCUGAAGCCCAGCAACAUCCUGUACGUCGACGAGAGCGGGAACGCCGAGUCCAUCCGCAUCUGCGACUUUGGUUUUGCCAAACAGCUGAGAGCAGAGAACGGCCUGCUGAUGACGCCGUGUUACACCGCCAACUUCGUCGCUCCAGAGGUUUUGAAGAAGCAGGGUUACGAUGCUGCCUGUGACAUCUGGAGUCUGGGCGUUCUGCUCUACACGAUGCUGACAGGUUUUACCCCUUUUGCUAAUGGUCCAGAGGACACGCCAGAGGAGAUUCUGGCCCGUAUUGGCAGUGGGAAGUUCUCCCUUACUGGAGGAUACUGGAACUCCGUCUCUCCUGAAGCAAAGGAUCUGGUGUCUAAGAUGCUGCAUGUAGAUCCUCAUCAGAGACUGACUGCGGCUCAGGUCCUCAGACAUCCCUGGGUGAUGCACAGAGACCAGCUGCCCAAAUACACCCUGAACAGACAGGACGCCCCACACCUCGUCAAGGGAGCAAUGGCCGCCACCUACUCUGCUCUGAGCAGGAACGUUCCCCCGGUCCUGGAGCCGGUGGGCUGCUCCACUCUGGCCCAGCGGAGGGGGGUGAAGAAGCUCACCUCCACCGCUCUUUGACUUCCUUCCACUUCCUCCUCUUGUCAACUCUGACCUCGAUCUGAUCGCCGCCGGACCUCCCCUGCUCCGGACAACUCCGGUCCGGUCCGGUCUGGUUAGACAGACUACUGAUGGACCUGAGAGCCGCUAACGCCAAAUAGAAGCACACCCCCUCGCCGCCCCGCCCUGCACCUUAACGGGGUUUUCUUCCACCAGAUCCCUCCUGCUGUCGAGUCUCAGCUUUAGCAUCACUAAUCGACAGCCGGACCGAGCUGCAAGGAAAACCCGACCGACCCGGUUCCAGUUUCUGCUUCGGACAAUCAGCGCUUCCUCGCCACACAGUCAGGAAUAUGAAAGUAUUUAUUAACCUCGGACGGGGAAAUCAUAGGAACAAAGUAAUGUACGGUAUGCAUUUAAAGAGCUAGGCUCGUUGUUAUCUGUGUAGUUGUAGAAUCUGCAUUUAAACCUCAAGUAGCCUCUGAGACGACGAGAGACGGACACAGUUCCAGAUUUAGCUCAGGAAGCAAAGCCGCUGCUCGGAUUCUAAAGGGAAAGAAGGUCUCAUGGGAGCCAGAAUGUUUUGUUUGGGGGGAAAAUCGUUUUCUUUUUCCACCUUUUAGCAUUUAGGAGCAAAAGAGCAACGUGUUCCAAACAUUAGCCAAUCAAAACCUUUCGUUUCUACCACGGCUUAUCCAAAAACCAACUUUGCUAAAUACCUCUAAAUACUUUACUCAAUAAAACUGAACUGAAGCCCAAAAAUCGUUUUUCAGAAGGUUUAUUUAAAAUUACGUUCUGCUGCCCCCUAGUGAAUGCAAAGCGUAUAACCAGGCUUUAUUUUCUCUACAUUUUUGUUUUUGUUUGACACCAGGUAUCACGAUCAUUAUUGUUUACUGUCUAAUUUGACCUGCAAAGCUUGUGAGGAAACACAUUUAUGCAUUUAUUAGAGAGAAGCUAAAUCUGUGGUGCUCACUUUUUCUCAUUUAGCUUUUGGAAAUAAAUCUGAUCAAAUGUCAAUGUUGUGAAAAAACACAUCAAAAAGCUAAUAACUAACAGCUGUUUAACUAAGAAAUUAAAUCAAAAAUGUAUAUUUGGUAAACCUAAAAUGGUGACAUAGCAUGUAAAAAUUUUAGCAAUAUUGGCUUACAGUGUUUGUUUUAGUUUAUAAAAUAAAUUAUCUGGAGGUAAUAAAUAAAUAAUAGCCAAUGAAGGCUCCUGAUCCCUUUUAGCUUUACUGAGAAUUUAGUUCCAGAUUAAAUGUCGGCUUUUGUCCCAAUAUGUGGCUAUGAUUCCCCUCAUCAUUGGCAAAAAUCUACAAAAAUAAAUCUAAACUUGCAGCUGAAGUUUCAGAUGAGUUUUCAUGGCAAAAAUAAUGAAUAAACUCCCGACGUUUUCCUCUCAGACUGUAAUGAGGUUCUGGUGAAAGCAGAGGGAGCUCCGCAGCUCAGCUGAACUUUAGAGCAGAAACAUUCAAAGUUUAAAUAGUUUAAAUAAACCCAAGAAAGUUUAACUUUACUCAUCUGAAUUAGCAUUUUGAUACAUUUUAUUUUCACAAAAUUGUAGUUUAGGUUUUGUGAUUUUUAUCACAGGUUUCUCUCAGUGAUGAUUUGAGCCUGUUUCAUAGAAACUUUGGUUUAAACUAAUUUCGCGGCCACGGUUUCAUCUAUACACAUAAAAUUUGUCCAUUAAAUGUAGGGAUUUCUGUCCUCUUCAGCCCAGCGUCUCUCACUGCGGUGGGACUUUUAGUUUUCAGUCAGAUCACCUCAGAGCUGAAACAUAAAAUCAAAUUCACUGCCCUUAUGUUUCAGCUCUGCGUCGGCCUUUUAAAUCUACCAUGGAGUUUAUUUUAGCCGCCGUACUGCUAAAAGCUUUACGUGUGGUCAGCAGGUUUAGCUCCACAGUUAAAGGAAUAUUCGGUACAGCUUUUUGUUUUUACACAGAACAACCAUCUCCCUCCCUAUUGUUCCCCAGAAAAGGCGGGAAUCACCAUAGCAACCUCUUCUUUUGUGUUGCUAUCAUGGCUGCCCCAGUCGACUCAGCAGUUUCAGCCAUUGUCUCGUUAGCAUAACGAUAUUAUCUCCUCCUGACUGAACAGCAGCUAAUCUGAGCACCACUGAUUUAAGCCACCGGCCGACAUUUUUACCUAAAUUAUUCAGGAACAGUUUAAGGAGUUUGAUCGCAGCUUGAUGAAGCCCCCCCCCCCCCCCCCCCCCCCCCUCUGUGAUAAGAUGAUUUAGAAACGAGGCUUAGGGCCUCCUGCUUCUUCCUGCAUCACCUGAAGCUGGAUUUCAGCCUCUCUGUGCAGCAGAACUGUAAAUAUGAACACGCCGGGCAACUCAGGUUUCUACCAAUCAUGACGAUGCAUUGUGUACGUCCCGGAGGACGGAGGUACACUCCAAUAAGCACAGGAACGUGAGCGAAAGAGGCGAGCAAAGAGGCUCUUAGCAGACGUGCUGUCUGCUGAAUUAAAAUAAAAAAAAAAUUACACUUCCAGUUUGUCUUUCCAGAUGUCCACGUUCUUCUUUAUGGUCUUAAAAAUGACUUUUCUGGGUUUUGGAAUGGAACUCCUCUGUGUCUAAUGUUGCGUUGCUAUGAUCAGUGUACAGCUCAAGCAUUUAUGCCUGUGAUGAUGAUUGUGAUCAUCUGGCAGCAAACCCUUUAAAAACUGAGCAGAAAAGCAUUUAAAAGCAUUCCAGCUGUUAACACUCGCCGGAGCUGCAGCACAAAACUAACCACACGGCUUUAUUUAUGCAACAACUGCUUCAUCUCUGCAGAUGUAGGCUUUACAUUCUGCCAUUUGGUCUGAUCUGUUUAUCAAACGUGAGCUCCAGUUUGGCCAUCAGGGGGCGCUGCGCUCAUUGAAAUCCAGCUGAAGCUUAUUUGACAAAAUUGUUCAGUUAAUGAUUCGACUUUUUUUUUUUUAAUCUGUGAAAUUAAUCUGUUCUCGGUUUGCUUCCGGUGUGAAAACAUGGAAAAACAAAUAAAAAAGUUUAAAAUGUCAGAAACUUUUAACUUGACGACCUCAGAGGCCCCUUUUCACCAGCGGUGAAUUAAAAUAAACAUGGAAAUGAUAAAAUAGGAUUAAAUUAUAAAGUCAUUUCCUAGAUAAUUUUUUUUAAAUUAAAGCAAAAACUUUCAUGAUUAAAAUAAAUCUUGCCAUUAAAGUGAAACUUGGAACAACAUUUAGAAAACAAGUCUAAUGUGUGACCUUUAAAUUGUAGCGAUGUCUUUCCUGUUAUUUUCUAGGGACUUUUUUUCCAUUGUUUAUCAUAAAUUUUGCCGUUUUAAUUUUUUUAUUGCUGUAAAAAUCUCGCCUUUUGCUCACAGUUCUGACUCUGAAUGCGUUUUGUGAAUUUUCUGUUUUAACCUGGUGAAGAAGGGCCUCCGCUGACGUCUGAGGCCGAGUUUGUGAAAACAAAAAUAAUUUGUUCACGGCAGAAAUCCGACAUCUGCAGUCGUGGAAAACUUUCUGUGGUCGUCUGAAUGUCAUAUUAAAGGGAUAAAAUUCAGAGUUUCUUUAUGUUUUAUAAAUAAGUAUUGAUUUGUGUUGAAUUUUGUUCAUUCUCCUGUCAGUGUACAGCUCUGGGAUAAAGAAAGAUAAAUAAAUGUUUUUUUCUGGAGGUAUAGACAGAGGAACAGCUUUUUUUUCCUCUUCAUCUAACUCUUCCUCUUCUUGUCUGAUUGUGUCAGAGAUAUUCAGCCCUGCUGCUACGCCAGCUCUCUGUUUUUGUACCUGCAGAGUUGGACUUUCUAUGGAAAACAAUAAAAAAACAAUAAUCGAUAAA
Messenger RNA from Fundulus heteroclitus (mummichog), 5585 nucleotides. It is a transcript of the gene rps6ka3b, whose product is annotated as ribosomal protein S6 kinase, polypeptide 3b. Gene Ontology annotation, molecular function: ATP binding; ribosomal protein S6 kinase activity; magnesium ion binding. The record is from RefSeq and is a predicted model, not a curated record. Gene Ontology annotation, biological process: intracellular signal transduction; protein phosphorylation. NCBI's taxonomy places the organism in Eukaryota, Metazoa, Chordata, Actinopteri, Cyprinodontiformes, Fundulidae.